UUCACAAGAGGGAAGCCCAGCUUUCACCUUUUCUGCUCUUCUGGGAAGCUCUAGAAGAUGCAAGCUUUCUAUUAUCAGAGUACGUUGGAGGCUGGGGCAUCCUAAUGGUGGUUGGAGGAUCUGGGGCUUUGGGGUCCUUUUUCCUUCGCUUCUUACCCAUUCCUGAGGCAGUCAGCAAGCUCCUGACCCAGAAGGAGUCCACAUUCCAGAGUCACCCUGCUUCCUCCUCCCCUGCUCCUCCCUGCCCAGUAGGAGGGAAACUUCCCCGAGACUCUAGCUCUUGUGGUCACCCUCUCAUACCACUUGGCAUGUGGCUCUCAGAGCUGUCCCUAGCACCGCUCCCUGACAGGCUCUGCCAUCUGUCUGUCCAUCUCGUACCAGUCUUGGAAGGUGUGGUCAUUUCCUGGCUGCAAGAAGACACUAAAACUGCUCCCAGAAAAGAAGCUGGCUCAGGAACAGCUAUGCAAAAUAUAGUGGGAGGCUGACAGUUGGAGGAGAGGAGAUCCUGAGGCAACAGAAGGAAGCUGCCAGGAUUGCCAAGCAGGGGAAGGAGCCAGACAGGGCAAGAGGGUUGCCUUUUUGUUUCCUGCACAAUGUUCUGGAUUAAAAAAAUAAGGCUGUUAUUACUUCUGGUGUUCCAAUCUUUAGUUUUCCUCUUCCUCUUCCAGCAGUUUUAUAGUCCCCGGCCUUGUCCUAUUCCAACAGAAAAGUCAAGCCAUAAGCAUGUAUUGAUCUUGUCUUCCUGGCGCUCGGGCUCCUCCUUUGUGGGCCAGCUCUUCAGCCAGCACCCGGAUGUCUUUUAUCUGAUGGAGCCGGCCUGGCACGUGUGGUUAACCCUCUCCUCUGGGAGUGCUGGGCAGCUGCAGAUGGCCGUGAGAGACCUGGUUCGCUCAGUCUUCCUCUGUGACAUGAGUGUCUUUGAUGCUUACAUGGCCUGGGGUCCAAGGAAACAGUCCAGCCUCUUCCAAUGGGAGACUAGCAGGGCUCUGUGUUCCCCACCUGCGUGCCAUCUCUUUAAUAGGGAAGCCAUCAUCCCCCAGGCUGACUGCAAGACCCUAUGUGGCAAGCAGCCCUUCAGCACCAUAGAAGAAGUCUGUAAAUCCUACAGUCAUGUGGUAGUCAAGGAGGUACGCUUCUUCAGCCUGAAGACCCUCCACCCACUGCUGACUGACCCCUCCCUCAACCUGAAGAUCAUUCACCUUAUACGAGACCCCAGGGCUGUGUUUCGCUCUCGACAAAACACUGAACAGGAGCUGCUGCAUGACAGCCAUAUUGUCAUGGGAAAGCAAUGGGAUAGAAUAAAGGGUGAGGACCAUCCCUAUUACAUGAUGAAAACCAUCUGCCAAAGCCACAAGGAGAUCCACGAGGCAGCUCAGUUGUUACCAGACUCCCUCAGGGAACGCUACCUGCUGAUACGCUAUGAAGACUUGGUUCAGGACCCACUGACCCAAACCUCCAAAUUGUAUGAAUUUGCAGGGUUACCCUUCCUGCCUCAUCUCCAAAUCUGGGUGCAUAACAUCACACAGGGCAAGGGCAUGGGAAAGCAUCCCUUCUAUACAGACGCCAGGAAUGCCCGAAACAUUUCUCAGGCCUGGCGUUGGUCUUUGCCACAUGACAAGGUAGUCAAAUUACAGAAAAUUUGUAAAGAUACCAUGGACCUCAUGGGCUACCUUCCUGCAUUGUCUGAAGAAGACCAGAGAAAUUUAUCAAUGGAUCUUUUAUCUACUGCUAAGAUCCCCUAAAGCUAGGUAAUCAAAUGAGUUGAAUGAAGAUUUGGUUUUGUACAAUGACUUUGGCCAGCUGAAUGCUUUUGGAUCUAAUUAUGUUUCUGAAUGGACAUCCAUGUGAGUUUACUGUUGUAUGUGACUACAUAUGCUUAAAUGUAGUUACACACACACACACACACACACACACUUAUAUAUUUAUGUUCAAACAUCAGCAAAAUUAGAUUCAGGCGCUCGGUGAAAGCCAGAUAGAACCAAAAAAAUGGAGGUACCUCUCUUUUGUGGUUAACCCUUCCACCUCUCCCAUCCUUUCUCAGCUCUCAUUUUAUGGACAGUGGAUUAAUCCCACAUACCUUGUCUAAUGAGAAAGAGCAGAGAUGAGUCUUAACAAGCACAAAUCAACAUCAAGACAUGCUAUGGAAGUGAAUUCUAACAUUAUACCCCUAAUGCUCAGUCUUCCAGGACACCUAGUCUUUUUUCUAGGAUGAAAGUACAAAAGUGCUAUUUUAGUAGGGAGCUAAAUAGCCAUGAGUUAGAGCAAGAAAUGUCUUUAAAAUAAGAGUAGGUUCUGAUUUCCAUGGGACCUAGUUCUUUUUUUUUCUGCCAGAUCAGAAGUAUAUAGGUGAACAGAUGCAUCUGGAAUGACUGAUAUUUUUAAAGGUGGGAUUUUUAUUUUAUUGUGUUCCCUGGUCUGAAUAUUCCUUGUUACCUGAUUAUGACUAGAGAUAUAAUUUUAGGGUUUCCUACCCUUCCUCUCUCAAUGAUUUGCCCUUUAUGCAGAUUGAUAUUGCUCAUGCCGUUUUCAUAUUGUUAUUUUACCUAAAUACAUCUAUGUAGACAGGCCAUUUUUAAGGAAGAAACUGGGCACUCUAGGGUUUAUUAAAUCUAAAACACUGGCCCCUUUCCCUAUCUAUUGGAGAGCCAGCCAAUGAUAUUGCACUUUAUGGAAAGGAGAAUCCAACUUUCCUUGAAAGGAUUCUGUUUUGAUCUGACUCCUAUGUCAGAGUGUUUCAAGGAUAAGAGUCUUAUUUGUCCCACCCUCAUCAUGAAGAGAAACUCUGUCACUGUCAGUGCAUCUUGAUGACAUCUUAGCAACAGCCACUUCUCUGCCCAGCAAUAGAAAGCCCUUUCACAAUAAUAUGAAAACUUUCAAAGAAAAUUAUAAUCAUGCUUUAUAUUAGAAACUUGCCCAAAAUCCCUUACUUAAAUUUGAGCCAAUGCCUUGUCCAGCAUUAGACUCAGUGGUUACUGGGACUGUGGUAAUAGGAAUAGUUGCGGUAUGCUGGCAACUUCUUCAGAAUAUGCUUUGGCUGGGCCUUCUGUGGAUCUAAAGGACCUUCUAGAGAAAGAAUUCCAAACAUCAUCCAAGAGUGAUGCUAUUUCUUCCUUCCUUGCCCUUCCACUUUGACAAGGGCUCAUCAUCGCUUCUAACUCUGUCUACAGAGGACAUAAACGAUUCUAAUCAUGAUGAUUGUGAGGUGAAAUAGAGAAAAAACAACAUAGCAUAGUCAUUAAGACUUGUUUUCACAUGUUUUUGCUAGCUUGAAUUCUUGGAGUUCACCUGUAUCCUGUGGUGUUAAAAGAGCAAAGUUACUUACAUGGCAAACCCUGAGCCUUCAUGGAAAUCCCUCAGAAAGCAUAAACUUUCUCCAGUCAAAUCUUCCUUUCUACAGGAAGAGUUACAGCCCUUCUCAAACAGAAGGGAAAGUGAGGAUUGACAGUCGCAUGAGUGUUGGAUGGUAAAGCCAGGACACUGAUGUCAGUAUCCAGAAAAAAGGCUGAGCUCCAGAUGGCAGUGCCAGCAAGAUGGAGAAUGGUGAUGAGUUGGAGCCCAAGGAAAAAACCAACCUCACUUCCCUUGGAAAUUCCUGCAACUGCAUAAAUUGUUCCAAAGCAGCAAUUUCUUUAGGAAAUGGCACAUUUCUAUGAUCCUGGAGAAAUACAAGGCUCGUUGUUGAUUCUCUCUCUUUUCCUCUCUGCCUAAUUUCAAAGUAAAUACUCUAUCCAAAACUGAGACAAGAGAUAUUAUACCUGGAGAAAAGCUUCAAAAUCUAAGCAGAGCCCUUUCUGAUAAGUAUCCCAAUUUGUGCAUGCAAAACUGGUUGCUUCUUAUUUGUCAAAGUCCUAUUGAGACAUCUAAACAUCCACCAGACAUCCUAUGGCUUAAAGAAUAAUCUUUCUUCAUUUUUUUCCCACGAGAUUUCAUGUCUUUUUGUUACAGAUAAAAUAAAAACUAAAAAAAAAAAAAAGAAAGAAAAG
This is a messenger RNA of Sarcophilus harrisii (Tasmanian devil), 3983 nucleotides long. Its product is annotated as carbohydrate sulfotransferase 4. Bases 594 to 1742 code for a protein of 382 amino acids. Gene Ontology annotation, molecular function: N-acetylglucosamine 6-O-sulfotransferase activity. Gene Ontology annotation, biological process: carbohydrate metabolic process; N-acetylglucosamine metabolic process; protein sulfation. Lineage: Eukaryota; Metazoa; Chordata; Mammalia; Dasyuromorphia; Dasyuridae. The transcript has 2 exons. The record is from RefSeq and is a predicted model, not a curated record. Gene Ontology annotation, cellular component: Golgi membrane.